CUGUUAGUGAGUGUCGAUCGCUCGUGUUUCAGUUGAUUUAAGCCCGCGGCAUCCAAGGGGACGAGCUCCCGCUCCUGCUUCCGCCACUCGCCAAGUCUAGGGUUUGCGAGAAGAAAGGGUCGGCGAAAGGAGCAACAAGUCGAGUAAGACAAUGGAGGAUGACACUAAUGAGGCCCAGGGUUGGAGGAAAUGGUGCUUUUGUGAUUGAGAGCCAUCAGAUCAAAAUAGGCUUCAGGAGGAUGGGGAUAGGUAGAAGUGACGUUACUUCUUCUUCAUGUUGAGAUGUGAAACUAAUGGCCUUGGUUUUCUCUCAAACUCAUGGGGCUAUUGUUCUUCAAAGUAAUAGAAGCUUACAUCUGGGCUUUCAUAGUUUGAAAAACUUUAUAACAUGGUCAAUUGGCUGGACCACCCCCUUUAGUAGUGGGUUCGGGGACUGGAAUCAUGAUUAACAAGUGAGGAGAUAGGAUUGACUUGACAAUACAGAUGCCACAGUAGGGGUAAUGUUGUUCAUUUUGGAAGUGAUCCAUGGACCUUUGCUUCACUGUUGGAUAUAUGCAACUUUUGAAGGCUGGAAAGAAAGAAGAGGAGGAAUUCAACACGGGGCCUCUCUCUGUUUUGAUGAUGAGUGUCAAAAACAAUACGCAGGUGCUCAUUAAUUGCCGGAACAACAAGAAGCUCCUUGGCCGUGUCAGAGCAUUUGAUCGCCAUUGUAACAUGGUUCUUGAAAAUGUUAGGGAAAUGUGGACCGAGGUACCCAAGACUGGUAAAGGCAAGAAGAAAGCUCUUCCCGUCAACAAGGAUAGAUUCAUCAGUAAGAUGUUCCUUCGAGGGGACUCUGUCAUCAUCGUUCUCCGGAAUCCCAAGUGAGCUCACAGGUUUCUCUUAUGAUGAAUAGUCACGUCAUACUUGUAGUGCAGCUGUGAACUGGCUCUUACAUUACUGAUGUGACUCAAAGGUUUACCGUCCACCUUUCUUGUGGGAUUAUUUGCACCUUUUGACUUGCAUAUGACUUUGUUACUGGAAUCAGAUUGGGGCUUUUGACUGCUUCCUUGAUAUUCAAGCUCCUUACAACUUUAGUACAUGGUGUACUUUUGGCUCUCUUCA
This is a messenger RNA of Elaeis guineensis (African oil palm), 1104 nucleotides long. Lineage: Eukaryota; Viridiplantae; Streptophyta; Magnoliopsida; Arecales; Arecaceae. The record is from RefSeq and is a predicted model, not a curated record.